AAAUAAUCCUGUUUUUGUUAAACCACUGGAUGUCAUGAAUUAGGACGUUAAUCUUCGCUGUGCUACACCACCGCAGCCAGUCUGCUUCUUUGUAUUGUCUUCUCAACCAGCAGAUGUCGCAGUGUACCACAGAUGACACUUCCAUGUCUGGAUGGUAGUGACAGUUCUGACACGAUUAUGUGCCAACGUUUAGCCUACACCUGCGCUCUAUGGUGCAGGUGUGUCUUCAUCUUCCUGACGUAGCUGAGCUGUGAGCAGCCAGUAACGUUCUUGUAAAAAAAAACUGUGUAAUUCACCUGUACACCUGUUUUCCAUGGGAAGCUACGGAGAGCAGGCACACGGUAGCUGAGAGGAAGUUCUCCCAGUGAGAAAUGAGAUGAGGUGUUAUCCCCUUCGAGUUGGGUGUUUGUUGGGGGUCGCGUGUUUUCUGUCGCUUUCGUGGAUAAAAUCCUUUCCAGGUGAUGGAGGAUCACUUAUUCCUGCCACACCAGACCUGCAGAUGCUGCACAAGAGACUGUUGGAGGUUGAAGAGCUGGGAGGAAAGGUCAGCAAGGAUCUCCACAUCGUCCUGGAACAGCUGGGGAACAUGACACGAACUGCCAACGUCAGCCAUCUCUUGAGCAACACGUCCUGCAGCAACUCUAGCAGCUCCAUGGUAAAGCAGCCAAGUGAUGAUCUGAGCAGGCAGCCAUUACAUCAGGCCAACAUUCAUCUGUACAUGCCCCACCUCAGAGAGCAUCCAAACAGCCUGGUACCUCAUGUAGCGCUGGGGAAGGGACGCAGCGGAGUGACCAUGGUGCUGGGCAUUCCUACAGUGAAGCGUGAGAAGCAGAGUUACCUGACCAGCACUCUGAGCUCCCUGCUCUCAGGCCUGACCUCCUCAGAAAGCAAGGAUCUCCUCAUCAUCAUCUUUGUUGCUGAGACGGAUUUAGACUAUGUGAACAGCAUUGUACAGAAUCUCUCGAAGAAUUUCUCUAAAGAGGUGCAGUCGGGCUUACUGGAGGUGGUCUCCCCUUCGCAGUAUUACUACCCCAACUUCAGCAUCAUCAAAGAGACAUUUGGAGACUCCAAGGACAGAGUAAAAUGGCGAACUAAGCAGAAUCUGGACUACAGCUUCCUCAUGCUGUAUGCUCAAGACAAAGGAAGAUACUAUAUUCAGUUAGAAGACGAUGUCUUUGCAAAGACUGGUUACUACAGUGACAUGAAGGCAUUCGCUAUGGAGCCAGCUUCUACCGAAUGGCUCUAUCUGGAAUUCUCCCAGCUUGGAUUUAUAGGUAAGAUGUUUAAGACCAGCGACCUACCAAUGAUAGCAGAGUUCUUCCUCAUGUUUCACAAAGACAAACCUAUCGACUGGUUGCUGGAUCACAUUUUGUGGGUGAAGGUUUGCAACCCAGAGAAAGAUAAUAAACACUGUGAUUAUCAGAAGGCAAUGCUGAAGAAGAGAUAUAAGCCCUCGCUCUUCCAGCAUGUUGGCCUUCAUUCUUCUUUGCCUGGAAAACUACAACAUUUGAAGGACAAGGACUUUGAGAAGCAGAACUUGUUUCAGGCUCACAGUAACCCACCUGCAGAGGUGAGCAGCAGCAUGAAACACUACCAGGAGCACAGCCUGGACAGGCUUUACAAAGGAGAUGACUUCAUGUGGGCAUUAUCACCGGUCCAGGGUGACUACAUCCUCAUCAGCUUCCCACAGCCCAUCCACAUAUCUGGCUACGUGUUUCGUAGUGGAAACAGCAAGGCAAUGGGGGAUCAAUUCUACAACACCACAGUGGAAGUGCUGCCCAGCCAUACAACAGCUGAAGACAAGCUACUCGCUGCCUCGAUCACUAAAUCCAAACAGUCGGAUGGCAGCUUCAUCGUUAUUGGUGAAUUUAACAACGGAGUAGCUGCAGGUGAAAUCAGAGAAGCUCUGCAGCCAAUCUCAGCUCUGCGCCUGGUGGUUCACUCUGACUCGGACGUCUGGGCUCUGCUGAGUGAGGUUCACAUUAAGAUAUGAAGAGUGCAGAGGGAUACUCACUGGACAAAGAUCGCCUUCUGCUGGACAGACACUCUGACUACAGGGACAUGUUCAGCCCUGAAACCCAAUGAUCACCCGUUAGUGUGAUCUAAGAGGUGCUUCAGACAGAAAUCUCAUGUUGGGUAAUGAUCUGGAGGAAGAAGCUGACCAAACACAAAACCUGCUCCAGCCACUACUGGUUCACACCAAGAUAACCUUUCACGCAGGUUUACACCGUGACAACGGAUUUUUCUAUUAAAUAAACACAUGUAUGAAAUAUCA
Girardinichthys multiradiatus is the source of this 2275-nucleotide messenger RNA. Its product is annotated as Alpha-1,3-mannosyl-glycoprotein 4-beta-N-acetylglucosaminyltransferase B-like. Gene Ontology annotation, biological process: protein N-linked glycosylation. Gene Ontology annotation, molecular function: acetylglucosaminyltransferase activity. Gene Ontology annotation, cellular component: Golgi stack; endoplasmic reticulum; endoplasmic reticulum-Golgi intermediate compartment. The record is from RefSeq and is a predicted model, not a curated record. The transcript is spliced from 15 exons. Lineage: Eukaryota; Metazoa; Chordata; Actinopteri; Cyprinodontiformes; Goodeidae. Bases 377 to 1993 code for a protein of 538 amino acids.